Sesamum indicum (sesame) is the source of this 1103-nucleotide messenger RNA. Its product is annotated as aluminum induced protein with YGL and LRDR motifs. The record is from RefSeq and is a predicted model, not a curated record. Lineage: Eukaryota; Viridiplantae; Streptophyta; Magnoliopsida; Lamiales; Pedaliaceae.
UGAUCCACACUCCUCUCUUCUUCCUUCUCUUUAAUCAACAAAAGCAAACAAACCGAAAAAAGAUCAUUCAUUCCAAUCUCCAUCGUACUCACACGCACGUUACAGAACCAAAAAAAUGCUUGCAGUUCUCCACAAAUCGGUGGCUAAAUGCCCUGAAGCAUUACUGCAGAACACCCAACCUCAAUCUGUUUCCGCCCUCAAAGACGGAUUCUUGGCGAACCAUUUCUCCUCCGUGCACCCCGGCUCCGUCGUCAUCAAUCUUGCUUCUUCUGGUUUCAUUGCCUAUUCUUCUGAUAGACAGAACCCUCUUUUGCCCAGACUUUUUGCUGUUGUUGACGACAUAUUCUGCUUGUUCGAAGGCCACAUCGACAAUGUUGCACAUCUUAAGCAGCAGUAUGGCUUAAGCAAGACAGCGAACGAAGUAAUCAUUGUUAUUGAGGCUUACAGGACUUUGAGGGAUAGAGGUCCUUAUCCCGCUGAUCAAGUCGUGAGGGACAUUCAAGGGAAAUUUGCGUUCGUUCUGUUCGACACAACUUCAAAAGCCACAUUUAUUGCUUCUGAUGCUGAUGGGAGCGUACCCUUCUUCUGGGGAACUGAUUCCGAAGGUAAUGUUGUUGUUUCUGAUGACAGUGAAGUUGUAAAGCAAGGUUGCGGCAAAUCUUUUGCUCCAUUUCCCAAAGGAUGCUUCUUCACAUCCUCUGGUGGCCUGAGGAGUUAUGAGCAUCCAGUAAAUGAGUUGAAGGCUGUGCCAAGAGUCGACAGUUCUGGGGAGGUGUGCGGUUUAACUUUUAAGGUAGAUGAGGCGUCACGGAAAGAAAAAGCUGGAAUGCCUAGAGUUGGUAGUGAUGCGAAUUGGUCCCAGAACUAUUGAAGUGACAUGAUAAGAUAUCCCUCACUGCAAAGUUUUCGUUAUUACUUGGCCUUGCAUUUAACGUACCCUUUAUUAUGGGGAUCUUGAUGACUUCUUAUUACGGAUGUGAGCUUUAUGAAUCUUAGUAGUACUGUGAUCGAGUUUAUGUAGCUGUAAAGGAAUGUUUCCGGUGUUCUGUUUCAGAUUCACACUCCCAUGCUAAGCUAUUUUAAUGGUCUUGAAUUAUGCAUAA